AGCUGAUACAGGAGCCGGUAGUGAGCUCUGGGGGCGCGCGCUGAUACAGGAGCCGGUAGUGAGCUCUGGGGGCGCGCGCUGAUACAGUAGCCGAUAGUGAGCUCUGGGGGCGCGCGCUGAUACAGGAGCCGGUAGGGAGCUCUGGGGGCGCGCGCUGAUACAGGAGCCGGUAGGGAGCUCUGGGGGCGCGCGCUGAUACAGGAGCCGGUAGGGAGCUCUGGGGGCGCGCGCUGAUACAGGAGCCGGUAGUGAGCUCUGGGGGCGCGCGCUGAUACAGGAGCCGGUAGGGAGCUCUGGGGGCGCGCGCUGAUGUUGGACCGCACGGAGGCGUUUUUUCCCCGCGCGCUGCAGGAGGAUGUGAGCUUUAGGAGCAGGUUGAUGUGUUGAAGCCGGUGGUGAGAUUUCACUGUAAUCUACAUACACACACACACACAUCCCGGUUUAGAUCGGUGUCUGGAGCAGCCUGGGACACUUCCCUUAUAAUCAGGAUCCGUGUGUGUGUGUGUGUGUGUGUGUGUGUGUGUGUGCGCGCGCGCGCACGUGAAGGAGGACUUUCCAGCACGAGACUCCGGAGAUGCUCCGCAUGUGUGUGUGAGAUUCCGGCACAUGGAGCUCUGGAGAGCGGAACAUCCUCCGACUGUCAGCGGCUUUUUCGGCUCAGACUGCAGAGGGACGUCCAGCUGCAGCGCCGCACACCGAGCCCCUGCUGCACAAAGCCUCCGCUCGGACCACAAGCCCCAGGAUGGGCACAGAGCGCGAGCCAGUGCGGGGAAAAGUGCGGCUUUCAACCCAGAAGAACGGAGAAAGUGCGGGAAGGAUUCACGGAUAACGGAGUGCUUUUCAGAGAGAGAGAAAAAACUUUAAAAGAGAGAAAAGAGGCUGGUGAGGGAACGACUGUUUACAGCUGCUAUAACUGAGUUAAAGCGGCGAUGGGGAUCGAGGAGCUGAGUGUGAGGAACGGCCGCGCGGUGUCUGACCGGUGGGCCGACAGCGUGGUGGUGCGACCCCGGACCCCCGAGCGCCACGUCGCCGUGCACAAGAGGCUGGUGCUGGCCUUCGCCGUCUCCAUCCUCACGCUCGUGGUGGUGACGGCCGUCGCCGUGACGCUGGCCGUCAGCUUUGAGAAAUGCGGCAGCAGCGGCGAGAACGUGGUUCCGCCCGGUACCGGCUCCAAUCGGUCGCGAGACAGAAGUGGCGAACAGAAAGGCGGAGACGUGCAGCCGUGGCGGCGUUUACGCUUACCGACAGCACUGCGGCCGCGCCACUACGACCUCCAGCUCUCCGUCUACAUGCACAACUUCACCUUCUCCGGGGAGGUGAGCAUCGAGCUGGAGUGUGUGAACGCCACCAAGUUCAUCGUGCUGCACGCCGACAGGCUGCACGUGGAGAAGGUGGCCGUGUACUCGGACAGUAAGAAACCCGGCGCCAUGAGGAUCCACCGGCACUUCCGCUACCCGCACAACCAGGUGCACGUCAUCGCUCUGCACCGGGAAAUGAAGCCGCUCAGAACGUACACGAUCAACAUGAGCUUCCAGGCUCAGAUCCAGAACCAGCUGCUGGGGUUUUUCCACACCUCCUACGUGCUGCACGGAGAGAGAAGGUACGCGGCCGUGACUCAGUUCUCUCCGACUCAUGCCAGGAAAGCUUUCCCGUGUUUCGAUGAGCCCGUCUACAAAGCCACCUUCAGCGUGACAUUGAGACACGACGCCUCCUACCAGUCCGUCUCCAACAUGCCCAUCGAGUCGUCCAGUCUGGACGAGGACGGCUGGCUCACCAAUCGAUUCUCCAGGACACCUCGCAUGUCCACUUAUUAUGUGUCCUGGGCCGUGUGUGACUUCAGCUCCCGUGAGACGAUGACACACAGUGGAGUGAUGAUACGGCUGUUUGCUCGGCCCGAUGCCAUUCAGAGCGGAUCGGGAGAUUACGCCCUGCACAUCACCAAGAGCCUCCUCAACUUCUAUCAGGAUUACUUCAGAGUCACAUACCCCCUGCCCAAACUAGAUCUCCUAGCUGUGCCGAAACACCCAUAUGCUGCGAUGGAGAACUGGGGUCUGAGUGUGUUUGUGGAGCAGAAAAUCCUGCUGGAUCCUGAAGUCUCAUCUUUCUCCUACCAGAUGGAUCUCACCAUGGUGGUGGUGCAUGAGAUCUGUCAUCAGUGGUUAGGAGACCUGGUCACUCCAGUGUGGUGGGAUGACGUGUGGAUUAAAGAGGGAUUUGCUCAUUACUUCGAGUACGUGGGGAGCGACUUCCUCUUCCCAAAAUGGAACAUGAAACAGAGGUUCCUGACUGACGUUCUUCAUGAAGUCAUGCUGCUGGACGGUAUGGCGACGUCUCAUCCCAUCUCAGAGGAGCUUUUCCAAGUCGCUGACAUCCACCGAGUUUUCGACUGGAUCUCCUACAAAAAGGGAGCUGCACUGAUUCGCAUGUUGGCCAACGUCAUGGGACAAACUGCGUUUCAGAGAGGCAUCAAUGAUUAUUUAGUGACGCACGAGUACGGAAACACGGCAAGGGACGACUUGUGGAACUCAUUUUCACAGGCCCUGCAGAGGGAAGGGAAGGACAUCAGCAUAAAGGAGGUGAUGGACGGCUGGACUCUGCAGAUGGGCUACCCCGUGGUCACCAUCAGCAAGCACGAGAGCCUGGAGAACACUGUCACCAUCAGCCAGGAGCACUUCCUCUAUGACAAGGACGCCAAGAUCCACCACCGUCAGCUUUUUAACAAAAGUUUGCAGUGGCAGAUCCCUCUGAACCUGGCAUUGGGAAAUUUCAGUCACAUGUCGUCCGAGUCUCUCAUCUGGAUCUCUAAUAAAACAGAGACGCACCGAGUGGGACGUAUAGGCGAGGAGACGUGGUUGCUAGGCAACAUCAAUCAGACGGGCUACUUCAGGGUGAACUACGACCUCCACAACUGGAGACUCCUGAUCCAGCAGCUGAUGCUCAACCCCACAAUCAUCUCUGUGGGGAAUCGUGCUGGUCUGGUGGACGACGUCUUCAGCCUGGCCAGAGCCGGCUAUCUCCCUCAGAACCUCCCACUGCAGAUCAUCUGUUAUCUGUCCAAGGAGGAUGACUUCCUGCCCUGGCAUGCUGCGAGCAGAGCGCUGUACCAGCUGGACAAACUGCUGGACCGUACUGAGGACUACAGCCUCUUUAGUAGUUAUGUGUUGAAGCAGGUGGAACUGAAGUAUCAUAAGCUGGACUGGCCAAGGGUGAAAGCAGGCGACUCCUUCAAGCAGGCCACCUAUCAUACCAAUGAGCUCCAGAGGGAGGUGAUCAUGUUGGCCUGUAGUUUUGGGAAUAAACACUGUCACCGGCAGGCCAUGUCACUCGUCUCCGAGUGGAUCUCCAGCAACAAGAACAGGAUUCCCCCCAACAUACGUGACGUGGUGUACUGCACGGGCGUGUCUCUGAUGGACGAGGACGUGUGGGAGUUCAUGUGGAUGAAGUUUCACUCCUCCACCGCCGUCUCGGAGAAGAAGGUCCUGCUGGAGGCCCUGACCUGCAGCGACAACACCUUCCUGCUCCACAGACUGCUGAACGCGUCUCUAAACUCGGACCUGGUGCCGGAUCAAGACGUGAUCGACGUCAUCAUCCACGUCGGCCGCAACCCACACGCACGCCAUCUAGCCUGGAGAUAUUUCAGGGAGAAGUGGGACGAGCUGAACUCCAGGUUCGGCGAGGCUUUAUUUCUAAACUCCAAAUUAAUCAGCGGAGUGACGGAGUUCCUCAACACACAGAGAGAACUCGAUGAGCUGAAGGACUUCAUCCAGACGAGCGCUGCUGGAGGUUCUGCGUCUGCGUUCUCCCGAGCGCUGGAGGUCGUCCAGGCCAACGUGAAAUGGCACGAGCUUUACAGAGAGAGCUUCUUCCAGUGGCUGAGGAAAUCCAGCGACGGCUAAAGAUCCAGCUGCUGCUGAUGUGUUAGCGUGGAGCCUCCGUCACACGUUUAUAGCCCAUUAACCAGGAGACGAGAGAAGAGGACGAGAGCAGACGUGAUUUUACACCCUGAUCACCUGGAAACAUGGAGCCUUCUGUUUCCUCCCCGAACAGGAACCAGCAGGACCAAGAGGAAGUGGACAUGAGUGUGUGUGUGUGUGUGUGUGUGUGUGUGAGACUGCAAGUGGACUCACUGAUCAAUGGUGCAUGAAGUGCUUUAUCUAGAGUGACACUGAGAUUAAAAACUUCAAAUUGAGUGUGUGUGUGCAUGUUUGUGUGUGCGUGUAGGUUUGUCUGUGUGUGCAUGUGCGUGAAUGCAUGUGUCCAUGUGUGUCUGAGUGUGUGUGUAAGCUUGUAUGCAUUUGUGUAUGUGCAUGUGGGUGUGAUUUUGUGUUUGUAUGUGUAAUUGAGUGUGUGUCUGUGUGUGUGUGUGUGUGUGUGUGUGUGUGUGUGGAGAAUAAGAAUCUUAUUUUUAUAAUAAAUCUACAG
This is a messenger RNA of Pangasianodon hypophthalmus (striped catfish), 4422 nucleotides long. Its product is annotated as thyrotropin-releasing hormone-degrading ectoenzyme-like. The transcript has 20 exons. NCBI's taxonomy places the organism in Eukaryota, Metazoa, Chordata, Actinopteri, Siluriformes, Pangasiidae. The record is from RefSeq and is a predicted model, not a curated record. Gene Ontology annotation, cellular component: cytoplasm. Gene Ontology annotation, biological process: peptide catabolic process; proteolysis. The coding region runs from base 930 to 3896 and encodes 988 amino acids. Gene Ontology annotation, molecular function: zinc ion binding; metalloaminopeptidase activity; peptide binding.